Messenger RNA from Polyodon spathula (Mississippi paddlefish), 1755 nucleotides. It is a transcript of the gene chrne, whose product is annotated as cholinergic receptor, nicotinic, epsilon. The record is from RefSeq and is a predicted model, not a curated record. Gene Ontology annotation, molecular function: transmembrane signaling receptor activity; acetylcholine-gated monoatomic cation-selective channel activity. Bases 147 to 1697 code for a protein of 516 amino acids. Gene Ontology annotation, biological process: nervous system process; regulation of membrane potential; monoatomic ion transmembrane transport. Gene Ontology annotation, cellular component: synapse; postsynaptic membrane; neuron projection. The transcript has 12 exons. Lineage: Eukaryota; Metazoa; Chordata; Actinopteri; Acipenseriformes; Polyodontidae.
CUGCGAGGAAGAGCCGGGAAUGGGGCUCAGAAACACCAUGACCGGAGUCGGAAAUAAUCCCCCCCACACCCUACCCCCGAAAUACUCAGUGACUGUGUGGCUGUGCGCUAAUACGUCCCGUCCGAGUCUGGGUCUGUUUGACAAACAUGAAGAAUUUAGCCGGGCUGUUUUCCUUGAUAUUCUGGUGCACCGCUCAAUUACACGCGCUUCCCAGUCGUAAUCAGGAGCUGAAGUUAAUUCAGGACCUGCUGAAGGGGUACAGCAAGAACACACGGCCGGCGCAGGGGCCAGAUGAUGUGGUGGGGGUGCAGCUUAAACUGAUACUGACCAACCUGAUCUCACUGAAUGAAAAAGAGGAGACUCUGACGACCAACGUGUGGCUCGAGAUUCAAUGGAGUGACUCUCGCCUGUCAUGGAACGAGUCGGAGCACGAAGGUAUUUCCGUGAUCAGAAUCCCCCAUAAUUUGGUGUGGCUUCCGGACAUCGUGCUGGAGAACAAUGUGGAUGGCAAGUUCGAUGUGGCGUACUAUGCCAAGGUGCUGGUCUCCCCUGAUGGCAGCAUGUACUGGCUCCCCCCCGCCAUCUACCGCAGCGCCUGCUCUGUCGAGGUCACCUACUUCCCCUUCGACUGGCAGAACUGCACCCUGCUGUUCAGGUCUCAGACCUACAGCGGCAGUGAGAUUGACAUUCAGCUGGCUGUGGACGGAGACACGGGGAAGACAAUCGAGUGGGUGGACAUUGACCCUGAGGCCUUCACAGAGAACGGCGAGUGGGCGAUCAAGCACCGCCCUGCGAAGGUCGUGAUUAACCCUCGCUACACCCCCAAUGAUCUUGAGUACCAGGAGGUUCACUUCAACCUCAUCAUCCAGAGGAAACCCCUGUUCUACAUCAUUAACAUCAUCGUGCCCUGUGUACUCAUCUCCUCACUCGCUGUGCUGGCGUACUUCCUGCCAGCCCAGGCCGGGGGUCAGAAGCUGACCGUGUCAAUCUCGGUUCUGCUCGCUCAGACUGUGUUCCUCUUCCUGAUCGGGCAGAAGGUUCCGGAAACAUCCCUGUCUGUCCCGCUGAUCGGAAAGUAUCUGAUCUUCGUCAUGUUUGUGACGACUCUCAUCGUGACGAACUGCGUGAUCGUGCUGAACAUCUCGCUGCGCAGCCCGAGCACGCACAACAUGUCCCGCACCAUCCGACACGUGUUUCUGGAGAUCCUGCCUCCCUACCUGAGGAUGACCAUCCCCUCCUCCUCCGAGGACCAAUCAGAGCCCCCGCAGCCUGUGAGGAGGCGGAGCUCCUUCGGCAUCAUGAUGAAGGCAGAGGAAUACAUCCUGAAGCAGCCGCGCAGCGAGCUCGUGUUCGAGAGGCAGAGGAGCCAGCACGGGCUCACCCGGAACCACUGCGUGGACGGUAUCGACGUGGGCGCGACUGCUCACCUGUACAGGAGCCUGGCUCACCUGGCCCCCGAGAUUAAGGAGUGUGUCGAUGCCUGCAACUACAUCGCAGAGAGCACCAACACACAAAACAACAUCGGAGAGGCGAGGGAGAGCUGGGUGUUGAUUGGGAAGGUGAUUGAUAAGGUCUGCUUCUGGGCUGCCAUCCUGCUGUUCUCCUUCGGGACCAUCGGGAUAUUCCUCAUGGGACACUUCAACCAGGUUCCGGAAUACCCUUUCCCAGGGGAGACGAAGAAAUACCUGCCCGAGUAACCAGCCAGCCAGCAUCCCCUUCCCCCUUCUAAAAAUAAUAAAUCAAAUUCCAAAAUCA